UCAAAGACUUUAAACCUUCUUUUAAUUCUUGAAGCUGAACCAAUGGCUGGAAUCACUGGAAUCCUAAAGCUCGAAGCUUGGAGUAUAUUGUGAAGAAGAAUAAGAAUAAGAUUUUCUUUUCUUUUAUUUUCUUUGUUUACCAGAAAAUGGCAUGUGGGAGUAUGAUCGCUAGUAGCUUAGAUCCUGAGAGGAAGCAAAGCGGAGGACUUAGAACAAAACAAGCUGGACGAGGAUCUUGCCGUGGAAGUUAGUCUCUUUUGUUCAUCCCAUUUUCAA
Brassica oleracea var. oleracea is the source of this 276-nucleotide messenger RNA. RefSeq lists its product as uncharacterized. NCBI's taxonomy places the organism in Eukaryota, Viridiplantae, Streptophyta, Magnoliopsida, Brassicales, Brassicaceae. The transcript has a single exon. The record is from RefSeq and is a predicted model, not a curated record. The coding region runs from base 147 to 251 and encodes 34 amino acids.